AACAAGCCACUAUGGAGGAUCUACAGAUUAGACCCCACCUGCUGUUUGUUCACUCCUACAAGUCCCCCCACUUCUGUGACUUUUGUGGGGAGAUGCUGUUUGGACUGGUCAAGCAAGGCCUCAAGUGUGAUGGAUGUGGGUUGAACUUCCACAAAAGAUGUGCAUACAAAAUUCCCAACAACUGUGCUCAUGACAGAUACAGGCGUCACUCCUCCUCCAGUGUCUCCUUCACUUUGCCCAUAAAACAAGAGGCUACCAGUAUGCAGAGCUGCGAUAAUUCUGUACAGAAUCUUUUGAGUGUCCCAUCUCAGCCAACUCCACCUUCUCCUAGCAGUACACGCUCAAAGUCCUGGACAGGAAGACCCAUCUGGCUGGAGCGAGAGUAUGCCAGCCGCAUCAAGGUUCCACACACAUUUGUUGUCCAUAACUACAAAAAGCCCACUCGGUGCCAGUGGUGCAAAUGCUUGUUAAAGGGAAUCAUUCGCCAGGGAGUGCAGUGCAAAGACUGCAAAUUUAACUGCCAUCGUAAAUGUUCAGUAUUGGUACCCAAUGACUGUGCUGGAGAGCUGCCCUAUGAUGGUAAUGAAGAGCAAGAUGAUACAUCUGAUCUACCAGACAACUCAAAUGCCACAGAGGAUGGAACCCAAGUUGCUGAUGAUGUUGAUGACAAUGAUGACAUUGAGCCUAAACCACCUCUCAGCCCCAUAGACAGCAGCAACAUUCCUCUGAUGAGAGUUGUGCAGUCUGUCAAGCACACCAAAAGAGCAGGCCCCAAAACACUCAAGGAAGGCUGGAUGGUUCAUUUCACUGACAAAGACAAAAAGAGAAAAAGACAUUACUGGCGGUUGGAUCCUAAGUCAGUCAUCUUGUACAAUGAUGAUACUUCAAGAAGAUAUUAUAAGGAGAUACAAUUAAAUAGUAUUCUGAGUGUGGAAGCAGCAAAACCUGCCAAAGGUCAGGACUACUCAAGGCCACCUCAUGUUUUUGAGAUCAUAGUCAACUCGUUGAUCUACUAUGUUGGUGAAGAUCCCACUUUUGGACAAGAGUCAAACUUAGUUGUGUCCCCUGAAAGUGGAAUAGGUCUUGAGCAGGCUAGGCAUUGGGAAUCUGCCAUUCGUCAAGCACUGAUGCCUGUCACUCUACAAACGGGUGUUGCAAAUGUUGGAGCAGAUAACAAUGGCUCUGGAGACAAUCAGAGAACUGGUCCGGCAGAAAUUAGUCAUCUCUAUCACAUUAUACCAGAAGAUGUCCUAGGGUCUGGUCAAUUUGGAAUUGUUUAUGGCGGUCGGCACAGGGAAACAAAUCGUGAAGUGGCCAUCAAAGUAAUAGAUAAAAUGAGAUUUCCGACAAAGCAGGAGGCCCAGCUGAAGAUAGAAGUAGAGAUAUUAAAGAACUUGCACCAUGGUGGAGUUGUCAACUUGGAGCAGAUGUUUGAAACCCCGGAGAGGAUAUUUGUUGUUAUGGAGAAACUGAAAGGAGACAUGUUGGAAAUGAUUCUUUCAAGUCCUAAAGGUCGACUGAGUGAAAGAGUCACAAAGUUCCUUAUAUCACAGAUCUUAGUUGCCUUAAAACAUUUGCAUUCCAAGAGUAUUGUCCACUGCGACCUCAAACCAGAAAAUGUUCUCUUGUCCUCAGAGACAGCGUUUCCUCAGGUAAAACUCUGUGACUUUGGUUUUGCAAGAAUCAUUGGUGAAAAGUCAUUCCGUAGAUCUGUAGUUGGCACACCGGCCUAUCUUGCCCCAGAAGUGUUAAAGAGAAAGGGCUACAACAGAUCCUUAGACAUGUGGUCAGUUGGUGUUGUAGUUUAUGUCAGCCUCAGUGGAACGUUUCCGUUCAAUGAAGAUGAAGAAAUCUCUGAGCAGAUUCAAAAUGCAUCUUUCAUGUACCCUCCUACUCCAUGGAAAGAAGUCUCACAAGAAGGCAUUGAUCUGAUCUCGAACUUGCUGCAAGUAAAGAUGAGGAAAAGAUUCACAGUGGACAAAUCUCUCAACCAUGUUUUUCUCCAGGAUUACCAGACUUGGUGUGACCUUCGUAUUCUGGAAAUGCAGGUAGGCAUUCGAUAUCUCACUCAUGAGUCCGACGACGAGAGAUGGGAAAAGUACCGCCAGGAAAGAAAUCUGAAAACUUGGGAUGAGAUUGGACAGAAAGGUGUGAAUGAAAAAUACUCUUUCAGCAAAUUUCGUGAAAAGCAAGCUAAUAAUAACACGAAAGCUGCAUCAUGA
Messenger RNA from Candidula unifasciata, 2222 nucleotides. Lineage: Eukaryota; Metazoa; Mollusca; Gastropoda; Stylommatophora; Geomitridae. The record is from the annotation of a GenBank genome assembly.